Messenger RNA from Equus quagga, 1412 nucleotides. RefSeq names its product gap junction protein gamma 2 (gene GJC2). The coding region runs from base 1 to 1257 and encodes 418 amino acids. The record is from RefSeq and is a predicted model, not a curated record. Gene Ontology annotation, cellular component: connexin complex. NCBI's taxonomy places the organism in Eukaryota, Metazoa, Chordata, Mammalia, Perissodactyla, Equidae. The transcript has a single exon. Gene Ontology annotation, biological process: cell communication.
AUGACCAACAUGAGCUGGAGCUUCCUGACGCGGCUGCUGGAGGAGAUCCACAACCACUCCACAUUCGUGGGCAAGGUGUGGCUCACGGUGCUGGUGGUCUUCCGCAUCGUGCUCACAGCCGUGGGCGGCGAGUCCAUCUACUCGGACGAGCAGACCAAGUUCAUGUGCAACACGCGGCAGCCGGGCUGCGACAACGUGUGCUACGACGCCUUCGCGCCCCUGUCCCACGUGCGCUUCUGGGUCUUCCAGAUCGUGGUCAUCUCCACGCCCUCCGUCAUGUACCUGGGCUACGCGGUGCACCGCCUGGCCCGCGCCUCGCUUCACGAGGGCCGCCGCGCGCCCCGCCGCCGCGCGCCGCCGCCACCGCCCCCCAACCCCGGCUGGCCCGAGCCCGCUGGCCUGGCCGAGGAGGAGCCUAUGCUGGGCCUGGGCGAGGAGGACGAGGAGCCGGGGGUGGCCGAGGGGCUGGGCGACGAGGACGAGGCGGAGGACGUGAGCGCGGCCAAGGGCACGGGUGGGGAUGCCAAGGGCGCGGGGGCCCCAGGCCCAGCUGGGCCCCACGACGGGCGGCGGCGCAUCCAGCGCGAGGGCCUGAUGCGCGUGUACGUGGCCCAGCUGGUGGCGCGCGCCGCCUUCGAGGUGGCCUUCCUGGUGGGCCAGUACCUGCUGUACGGUUUCGAGGUGCGGCCUUUCUUCCGGUGCAGCCGCCAGCCCUGCCCGCACGUGGUCGACUGCUUCGUAUCGCGGCCCACCGAGAAGACGGUCUUCUUGUUGGUCAUGUACGUGGUCAGCUGCCUCUGCCUGCUGCUCAACCUCUGCGAGAUGGCGCACCUGGGCCUAGGCAGCGCGCAGGACGCGGUGCGCGCCCGUCGUCCACCACCCGCGGUCCCUGGCCCCGCGCCGCGCCCACCGCCCUGCGCGCUGCCCGCCGCGCCCGGCCUGGCCGGCCCGCCCGACUACAGCCUGGUGGUGCGCGCGGCGGAGCCCGCGCGCGCCCACGACCAGGACCUGGCUGGCCUGGCGCUGCAGGCGCUGCGAGACGGGCGCGCGCUCGGGGACCGCGACAGCCCGCCCUGCCCCGGCCUCCCCACGGCCGCCCGGGGGCCACCGAGGCCCGGCGCCCCCGCCUCCGGGUCGGGGAGUGCCACGUCGGGGGGCACGGGCGGCGGCCAGGGCCGGCCAGGCGCCAAGCCCAGGGCGGGCUCCGAGAAGGGCAGUGCCAGCAGCAGGGAGGGGAAGACCACCGUGUGGAUCUGAGGUCCCGCCCUCGCGGCUCUCCAACUCCCUCCGAGCCAGUGCUCGGGGUCAGAGCCCUGGGUGAAGGCUGGGGACUGGACGAGCUGGGCGCAGAGCACAACCAGCCCUCCGCCUCCUCCUCCUCCUCUUCCUCCUUGGCCCACCGCCUACCCUCC